This is a messenger RNA of Cervus elaphus (red deer), 647 nucleotides long. Its product is annotated as protein CDV3 homolog. The record is from RefSeq and is a predicted model, not a curated record. Gene Ontology annotation, cellular component: cytoplasm. Lineage: Eukaryota; Metazoa; Chordata; Mammalia; Artiodactyla; Cervidae. Bases 1 to 396 code for a protein of 131 amino acids. The transcript has 2 exons.
AUGAGUGGUGGUGGUGGUGUAGAAAAAUCUUCAGGCCCUUGGAAUAAAACUGCUCCGGUACAAGCACCUCCUGCUCCAGUAGUUGUUACAGAAACCCCAGAACCGACAAUGACUAGUGGCGUGUACAGGCCUCCUGGAGCCAGGUUGACCACAACAAGGAAAGCACCACAAGGACCACCAGAAAUCUAUAGUGACACGCAGUUCCCAUCCCUGCAGUCCACUGCCAAGCAUGUAGACAGCCGGAAGGAUAAAGAAAUGGAGAAGAGCUUUGAAGUAGUAAGACACAAAACUAGAGGUAGGGAUGAGUUUUCAAAAAACCAGGCCCUUAAACUUCAGCUAGACAACCAGUAUGCUGUGCUUGAGAAUCAGAAAAGCAGCCACACACAGUACAAUUAAGGAAUGGUGUUUGCUAACCCUUCUAAGGUAACUAAACCACAGCUAACCACCACGGACAGCCAUCCAUCUGAUCUCUGCUGGAUCUACAGCCGAUGCAGACCACUUGGUAUACGUGACUGACCAUGUUGCACUAUGGAAGUUUAAGUGUUACAACUGCUCCUUAUGUGUAUUGGCUUUAGGGGGGUUUUCAUAGUUAUAUUAAUGUUCAAACUAGAUUCAGCAGUGUUCUUUCAUAAUUACUCUGCGAGUAC